UGAGAGAUGUUUAAGCUUCCAAUAAUAGCAACAUAGUUACUACUAAAAUAGAUCAACAAACACUAUCAAAAACAGAAAAUCUUAAACAAGCCACUCAGGUUUAUGACAUUGCCCUCCUUAGCACAUUCAUUCCCCCAGCUUAUUGUCUUCACCAUUAAGCGCUCCUUGCUUCUCUUUUAUAAAGGCAACUGGGAGCCGCAACGGUUUGCGUGCCGGUGCAGGCUGUGCCGCCCACGCAAACGGUCCCUUGUCUUGGCCGCCAGUAUUACUUCUAUUGCUACUCCCUUUCUCUCUCUCGAACCUCGUAUACGGCUUGGCUACUCGCCAUAACCUACGCUUAUUAGUUGUUAGGAAGCACAAAAGUCGACGACGAAAUCUUUGACGCCUCCCUCUCCUUCUCAGUAAUAGCUCUAAGUAUUCCUCAUUCCUGACCAAUUUCAUUUUUUUCACUACCAUUCUUUUCCUAAUUUGAAGAUCUGGAGAGCGUUUGGGCCGCCAGAUCUUGUUUCUUUCUCCCACCUCCUUUCUUGAAUACAAGAGUAUUUUAAUGUCGCCGUAAAAUGUAUACUAUAUGUCACCAUCCAUGUUUCCUUUAAUUUAUCACCAAUUUGGCGACGAAAUCUGAGGUCCCGAGCGCUAUAAGUAUCCCCCGCCAGCCAUCCCUCUUUUACUCGCACCUCUUUCUCCUCUCAAAUCCAAGAAGACCUUCUAGACUCGAGUUGGGGAAUCGGAGAAAGAGAGGGAGAAGGAGAUGGAGGUUUGGGCGAGGACGGGGAGUGGGUUGGGGAGAUGGCUCGGAUUCGUGACGGCGGUGUGGGUGCAGUGCAUCUCCGGGAACAACUACACUUUCUCCAAUUACUCCGACGCGCUGAAAUCUUUGAUGGGGCUCACUCAGCUGGAGCUCAACAAUCUCUCGGUGGCGAAGGACGUCGGCAAGGCCUUCGGCCUCCUCGCCGGACUCGCCUCCGACCGCCUCCCCACCCCACUCAUCCUCCUCAUCGGUUCCCUCGAAGGCCUCCUCGGCUACGGCGCCCAAUGGCUCGUCGUCCGCCAGUCCAUCCCCCCUCUCCCCUACUGGCAGAUGUGCGUGUUCCUGUGCAUGGGCGGUAACAGUACCACGUGGAUGAACACCGCGGUUCUGGUCACCUGCAUGAGAAAUUUCCGGCGGAACAGAGGGCCGGUGUCGGGGAUUCUGAAGGGCUACGUGGGUCUGAGCACCGCCAUCUUCACCGACCUCUGCUCCGCCCUCUUCGCCGACGACCCGGCCGCCUUCCUCCUCAUGCUCGCCGUCGUCCCCGUCGCCGUCUGCUCCGCCGCCAUGCUCUUCCUCCGCGAAUCCCCCGCCCGCGCCGGGGAUGACGAGACCGAAGCGAAGUACUUCGGGGCGAUCAACGCGAUCGCGGUGGUGAUCGCGGUCUACCUCCUCGCCUUCGACCUCACCGGCGACCACGGAGCCACCGUGUCCCGCGCCUUCGUGGCCGUGCUCCUCGUCCUCCUCGCCGCCCCAGCGGCGGUCCCGAUCUACGCGGCCUUCCAGGCCAGAUCCAAGAAUCCGGACAUGGAGGAGGGUCAGACCAAAGAACCACUCCUGAUCGAGGAGGCGAAAGCAGAGCCGGCGCCGUCGCCGGCCGCCCCAGAGGCGGCGGAGGCGAAGGGAAAGAGCGGACCGGCGAUCGGGGAGGAUCACACGAUACUUGAGGCGGCGAAGACGGUGGAUUUCUGGAUACUCUUUAUCUCGUUCUUGUGCGGGGUGGGGACGGGAUUAGCGGUGAUGAAUAACAUGGGGCAGAUGGGGCUCGCGAUGGGGUACACGGAUGUCUCAAUAUUCGUGUCGAUGACCAGCAUCUGGGGCUUCUUCGGCCGGAUCGGAUCCGGGUCCAUCUCCGAGUACUUCCUCAAGAGAACUGGAACACCAAGACCUGUAUGGAACGCAGCCUCGCAGAUUCUAAUGGCAAUUGGGUACGUGGUCAUGGCUUUGGCCUUGCCGGGAUCCCUCUACGUCGGCUCCAUCGUGGUCGGAUUGUGCUACGGCGUCCGCGUCGCCGUCACGGUCCCUACGGCCUCUGAGCUCUUUGGCCUCAAGCACUAUGGCCUCAUGUACAACAUUCUCAUAUUAAACCUUCCCCUUGGUUCCUUCCUCUUCUCCGGCCUCCUCGCCGGGCUCCUCUACGACUCCCAGGCAACGGAGACGGCCGGGGGUGGCAACACCUGCGUCGGGGCCCACUGUUACAGGCUCGUGUUUGUGAUCAUGGCCUUUGCGUGCCUCAUUGGCUUUGGAUUGGAUGUGCUGCUGGCGUUCAGAACAAGGAAGCUGUACUCAAAGAUUCAUCACCAUAAGAAAUCGAGGAAGACAGCAACAGGGCGACAGACCAUUGAGAGCUGAGUUAGGCUCCGUAAGUAGUAGUUCUCCAUUUAUUUUGUUCCCUCGUUGGUUGGGUAUGUUGAUUCUUAGACUACGAGAUGAUUUAUGAUAGCUGCAGCCUUCAUUUUUUGGAGAAGAGUGUGAAUAACAUCCAUUCUUUGAAGGAAAGAGGCUAAUGAUGCUUUUGGCAAGAAUGAGAGCCAUUCAGGCUUUCUGGAUUACUUUAAUUAGUAGGCAAAAAGAACACUGUGGAAUGUUUGUUUACGGAGUAGAACAUGGAAAUUCUGAAGUUUUAAAAGCAAUGUCUUCUUCUCUUUUUUUUCUGGAAGUAUGUGUUUCUCUUUCUAAACAACAUUUUUUUUUUGAGUCAGGGAUCAUUGCUGCGCUCCAUUGGCAGUAAUUGAAGACGGUGGUUUGGAUGAAAAUAUUUAAGUAAAAGAUACUGUACUGAUAAACUGAUGAAUGCAAAUAUAAAAAAUCACUCGUUA
Messenger RNA from Phoenix dactylifera (date palm), 2850 nucleotides. RefSeq names its product protein NUCLEAR FUSION DEFECTIVE 4. Lineage: Eukaryota; Viridiplantae; Streptophyta; Magnoliopsida; Arecales; Arecaceae. The record is from RefSeq and is a predicted model, not a curated record. Gene Ontology annotation, cellular component: membrane.